Exserohilum turcica Et28A is the source of this 1842-nucleotide messenger RNA. RefSeq lists its product as uncharacterized. The record is from RefSeq and is a predicted model, not a curated record. Bases 172 to 1731 code for a protein of 519 amino acids. The transcript has 2 exons. NCBI's taxonomy places the organism in Eukaryota, Fungi, Ascomycota, Dothideomycetes, Pleosporales, Pleosporaceae. Gene Ontology annotation, cellular component: peroxisomal membrane. Gene Ontology annotation, biological process: peroxisome organization.
GCCAGCGACGCGCCUUGACAGCCCGAGAGAGCUUGCUCCGAAACCAUGGUCCUGUGAUCCCGCCAUCCACCAUCCAUCUCAUGGGACGCCGCGGCUCGCCCACCACCACGUGACACGUGACACGCUCUCCGCCGCCACAGGCCUCUGUCCACCGCUCACUUCCACCUCGCCAUGCCGCCCGACGCCUCAGAGUCCCUGGCCAACCGCGACUCGCCCAUUCCCGUCGUCCAAGUCCACCAUGCUUCCAACGACGGCACCCCGACUCACACCAAGGGCCACUCGCGUCGCCUCUCUGCCAGCAAGCUAAAGAACAAGCUCGAAUCGCUAGGCGACACCAUGACUCGGGACUCGAGCAGCAGGAUGGGCGACAAAAUGAUGAACCUGCUGCUCUCGCAGGUUCUCCCCUCUGAGGACCUCUCGGACGGCUCGCCUCCAGAUGCAUCCCCAUCACCAUCUGGAAACACGCCACAGGUCAAGGACCGCCGUUCCCGCACCUAUGUCGCUCGGCCAAGCUUCAGCAUCCCUACCAUGUCGUCCAACUUCCGUCGCUUCAACUCGCGAAUUGGCGUAGCGUUUAUAGCCCAGAACAGGGCCAUACGCCUCUUUACCUGGGUGCAGCCCACCCAGACCCUCUCUUUCCUCUUUGUCUGGACAUUUGUGUGCGUGAACCCAUAUCUCCUGCCUGUGCUGCCGCUGGCCUGUGGCAUGUUCUUUGUCAUGGUACCCGCGUAUCUUACUCGCCACCCGGACCCCGUAAGUAGCACACGGGAUGUGGACCAAGAUCUGUGGAGAGGGAGUCUGGGGGGCCCGCCACUAGCCGACGCCACGACUAUCAAGCCCGCGCCCGAGUUCAGCAAGGACUUUUUCCGCAACAUGCGAGAUCUCCAAAACUGUAUGGAGGACUUUAGCCGAGCACAUGAUGCCAUUCUCAGCUUCUUCACCCCCCUGACCAACUUUAGCAAUGAGAACCUCUCGUCGCUCAUCUAUCUCAUCCUGCUCGUCGCCUCUGUUCUCUUGUUCAUCAGCGCACAUCUCCUCCCAUGGCGAGCCAUCCUUCUCUUCGUCGGAUACGCAGUCACUGCCCUCGGCCACCCGGCUGUCCAAGACCUGCUCGCCACCCCCGAAACAGAAAAGUUCAUCACCCACGUAGAGCAAGAGAGCCGCUCGUUUCUCCUCACGCUUUCCCGCGCCGACAUCGAGCUCGAGACAUGGCAGGAAACACGUGAAGUGGAAAUCUUCGAACUCCAGCACCGCCCGCUCCACGACGAGCAUGGUGAAUACGAGAGCUUCAUCUUUUCCCCUUCGCCCUACGCGCCCUUGUCCCCCUCGCGAAUCAGCGGCGACAGACCGCGCGGUACCCCCUUUUUCGAAGACGUGCUUCCGCCCCGCGGCUGGCGCUGGAGCGACAAGAAAUGGACGCUGGACCUGCUCUCGCGCGAAUGGGUCGAGGACCGCUGCGUCACGGGCGUCGAAGUCGAAAUCGAAGGCGAGCGCUGGGUCACAGACUUGCACUACGAGGUCCUCGAGACCCACCAAGAGCGCGCUGCCCACGACGCUCGCAUCAAGAAGAGGUCCUCGUCAAAGGGCGGUAGCUUGGAUCUGGCGGCCGACCAGGAGAAAGAGGUUCUCAGGCGCGCGUGGGAAGAAAGCAAGCCUAGUCGCAAGGGCGAGUGGAGGCGACGGAGAUGGGUUAGGGGCGUUGAGAGGGUGCCGUGGACCCAGGGACAGUAGGGAUAAUGUAGCAUUUGUCUCGAUAUACCAGGAAUACACAAUUGAAGAUUAGCCGACUGGGCUCUUCCCACUGUACAGCAGGCUAUGGAGUGGAGUUAAGACGAGCCAAAU